Penicillium taxi is the source of this 2436-nucleotide messenger RNA. RefSeq lists its product as uncharacterized. The transcript has 2 exons. Bases 1 to 2436 code for a protein of 811 amino acids. The record is from RefSeq and is a predicted model, not a curated record. Lineage: Eukaryota; Fungi; Ascomycota; Eurotiomycetes; Eurotiales; Aspergillaceae.
AUGAGUGGCGAAGAAUCUGGAGAUAAUAAUUCAAUGCCUCCGACAAAUGGCAAUGCCCAUCCGGACUUGACUGCUGCUGCGACUCAAGGAAAGAGGAAACGUUCGGUCCAGGAAGAGAAAGCAGGGCCUGACUCUUCAUCCAUGUCGCAAGAGAAGGCAAAUCUCCAUGAGCAUCUGCGCAACCUCGUUGACCUUCUUGUCAAGCAUGAUACCGAUCUCAAGCUCCUUUCUUGCCCUUUUCCAGCGUCGAAUGCCAAGCCUCGGACGAAGCGCGCCAAAACUUCUAGUGACCAUGAGACAUGCAACAUUCAAACUCGCGUUGAAUCCGGCCGUUACAAUACAUUGCAGGAUUUCUUGGCAGACAUUGAAAGGGCAUCUGCCGCUGUGAUCGAGCGCAAUCAAACUCAGUUACAUGGCACAAGUACUGGGCCUGCCGACGGGGCACCCUUGACUGAGCUUGUCAGCCGCAUUGCUGCUUUCAAGAAGCACAUGAACAGCUUGAUUGGACAGGCCUUCAUGAACCUGAUUGACAUCAAAGCUGAGGCAACCGAAGAUGAUGCCGAGGAACAUGAAGAUCCCCUCACAGUAUCGAUUGUUAGUGCUCGUGAAGACAAACAAGCUUUGACAAUGCUUGGUGGAAGCCAAUCAAACCCAAGACAGCUCUUCUCAAGCCUGCAGAAACCGGUGAAAGUACAACUGCAGUCUUCAGAGUCUGGCGUGGAGAAGUUCGUCGAGGUACAAGAGGAAUUGCGUGAAACUGCCCUUCCCAGAGGCAUCUCAGCCACCAGGGUUGUUCCUUUCAAUCUGAGCGCUACCCCAAAGGUUGAAAAGACGCUGGGUGAGGUUUUCCCUCCUCGUGCUGGCGUACCCCAGUUGGAACCACCUCGUAAACGCAUCAAUCAAAGCAACACAGUCCCGUGGAUUGAUCCGUUCGAUCUGGUUCUGGACACGAAAAACUUCUUGGGCGAUCGCAAUAACUAUCACCUUGCGCCCCUCCCUUCCGGGCAAUGGCUACAAUACGGCAGUGUCACGCCCUCUCCAUCUUAUUGGGCUCGGGUAGACAAGUACUACGCAGAGGCAGAUUUUUACCACACUCAUGGAGACUCUACUCUCUCGGCUAGCCAAGAUACAUCCACCCUUCAGGGAGUCUUCUCAUCGUUUGCACCAUCCUUUGACAGCUCUGGAGCUGUCAUUCAGGACGAUUCAAAAAACCUGGUCUGGUGGGGCCAGCGAGGUGCCAAACGCCUACGCACCUUUCUAUCUUCUCCAUACCAAGAAGAAGUCAUUCCAGAGGCAAAUGCCAUCACAGAGCAGCCUAACAGCAUCGCUGAUCUCGACGAAAAGACUCUCGACGAGUUGGCGCAAUCUUUCAACCCAGAAGAUUUUGAGAACGCAGGCUAUCAUGACCCUGAAAACGAGACUCCAAGCAACGACGAUCCGGAAUCGAGAGAUAUCGAUGAAAUACUUGCAGAGAUAUCUGGCUUGCUGGAAACUUUGACAUCCUAUCAAAAGAUUCGCUUUCUUGAUCUUCCAACUCCUACCGGGGAUAAUUCUCAGUCGGAUGAGUCGACACCCGCACCUGAACAGGUCGAUGCGGGAACCCCAUCAGCUGCCGAGCGAGCUGUUUACGAAUCCCUUAAAUCAAACCUUUUCGCUGUCAUAAGCAAUCUACCUCCAUAUGCAAUUGCAAAGUUGAAUGGUGACCAGUUGGGGGAGUUGAAAGUCAGUACGAAAAUCAUUAUUGAAAAUCCAGACUGGAGCGGCACUAUGGAGAGGGAUGAUUACACGAUGCAUCAGGAGCGUGCAGCUGCAAUUGCCGCACAAGCUAAUACUGCAAACCGAGUCUCAACGCCAUCAGUCUCCCGACCUGGGAAUUUCCAAACACCCCAUGCUGGCAUACCCUUCAAUCAGCGUAGCGGCUACACUGGCAAUGCUCAAACUCCUCAAUCGCAAAAUAGAUUCCAAGCCCCCAUUCAGGGACGGCAGCCGUCCACAGGUAGUGCAUUCACCCCUGCCACUGCAGGUCGUCCACCAGGCACUCCCUCUCAGCGCCCGUUGCAAUAUUCGCAAGCAACUUCCCAAUUCAGCCAGGCGAAUAACAUCCCGCAAUUUCAGCGGUCUACUUCCAACGGUCAUACACCUGCACAGUCUUACACACCGCGACCUGGUCAAACAGGUCCAUUCAACGCCACGGCACAAGGACGUACCCCGUUCCAGGCUCCACGGGCUCAGUACGCUCAGACCCCGUCCCAAGCUCUUCCAUACGCUCGCAGUGCCGUGGAACAAGCGGCAUUAAUAGACCGGAAUAAGGCACAACUGGCAGCGCAGAGCCGCCAAAGCUCAACACCUCAGCCAUCGAGUUUUGAUGCACGUCGGUCUCAAGAGGGAAGUCUGACACCAGGAAGCAAGCCGAAUGGCACUCCAGUUCAGUCAUAG